AACCAGCCAAUCCCUGCCGGGAUAAUCCCUAGACCGUGCUAGAGGCCGCAUUCGGCGUGUCUGUGGACCCGGCUAGGGUCGGGACGCUGCAGGCGGCGGGAUGUCCUGGUCCGGCCUUCUCCGUGGCCUCCGCACGUCCCUAAAUCAUGGCCUAGCCCUGGCCCCGCGGCCUUGGGCCCCGCGUCCCAUGGCCACCCUGAACCAGAUGCACCGCCGGGGUCCUCCAAAGCAUCCGCCUACGAAAGUGGGCCCCACGGAGGGCCGGCCACAGCUGAAGGGCGUGGUCCUGCGCACGUUCAUCCGCAAGCCCAAGAAGCCCAACUCGGCCAACCGCAAAUGCUGCCGCGUGCGGCUCAGCACCGGUCGGGAGGCCGUCUGCUUCAUCCCCGGAGAGGGCCACAACCUGCAGGAGCACCACAUCGUGCUCGUGCAGGGCGGCCGCACGCAGGACCUGCCCGGCGUCAAGCUCACCAUCGUGCGGGGCAAGUACGACUGUGGCCACGUGCAGAAGAAGAAGUGACUCCCUCCCCACCUCCACCGGGACACGGCGGGUGGGUGAUCACCGCAGAACAAAACCUUCCCCUCGGGGCCCCUGCAGUGUCCUUGGGAAGCUAGUACAACUCUAGAAGUAGCUGGUCAUGGUUCAAAGCCUGGCCGCCUCUUCCAUCAGGACCACCCUUAACCCAUAGUGGUCCUGGGUGUGAGUCAGAAAAAAGGCGCCCCUCUCCCAACACUCUUGGUUUCCAUGUUGGCGCCAGGGACCUCUUCUGCUGGGACGAAACACUGUAGUGCCAUCUACUGGGAAGGGGUUGCAAUAAACACAGACACGCCCCCCCA
Messenger RNA from Lagenorhynchus albirostris (white-beaked dolphin), 837 nucleotides. It is a transcript of the gene MRPS12, whose product is annotated as mitochondrial ribosomal protein S12. Gene Ontology annotation, cellular component: ribosome; small ribosomal subunit. Gene Ontology annotation, molecular function: structural constituent of ribosome. Bases 101 to 520 code for a protein of 139 amino acids. The transcript is spliced from 3 exons. The record is from RefSeq and is a predicted model, not a curated record. Gene Ontology annotation, biological process: translation. NCBI's taxonomy places the organism in Eukaryota, Metazoa, Chordata, Mammalia, Artiodactyla, Delphinidae.